CGCGACGAUUCGCGAGUUAGAGUGUGAAGAAAAACUGAAUUUCUGUUAUUUGAUUUUUUCUAAGGGUUGCUGCAGGACUUUUGCUGCUUAAAAACGUAUUAAAAUUGUCUCUGACACUACAUACAGUCUGAUACAGUACCAAUACGCGCUCUCAUCGUUUUUAUAUGUUUACUGUAGUUUUUCGCAGGAAAUUGCAGUUUGAGAUGGUUGAUUCAAUUUUUUAUAUUCGCAUAUGUAAUUGUCUGCAGUGGUAUAAGACGAUCCUAAUCCAUUUUAGGGAUUUUCUUAUGUUACAUUUCUGCAAUUUUAUGUUCAGGAUUUUCCUUGCGAAUAUAACUUACACACACAUGUACAUAUAUUGAAUAAAUUUCCAGUAAACAAGACGAAUCAGGUCAAUUGGAUAUUCAGAUUUUCCAUUCACUGUUUUUACAUAAUUAAUUUUGUGUCAUUAUCUCUAGCUGGUACUUCCAGUCACUAUUUCUCUUGACCUUUUAUAGUGGCAAGACUGACUGCUACACCUGGCAAUAAAAAAUGUUACAAUGGAUGGGUGGAUCAAGGCGGAAAGUGACAACAUCAAGAAAGUCAACUCAUAAAAGACAGAAGCAAUAUUUUGAGCAAAGGAGACGGCAGCAGCAGUGUGCUGGUUUAGAGAGCUGCAUUGAUGGAAAACGCGCAUGCACUCUGCAUUAUGACUAUAGUAGAUCGCUUGACAUUCUUAGUCUUCAAAAUUUAGCAACUGUAGCUCAGGAACACAAUACGAGUACAACAACUGCAAGUGAUAACUUGGAGAAUGCUGAUUUCUCUCUGAACGAUCAAGAUGCACUCCCUUCUCAAGUUAUUUUCACCAGGGAUGGCGUUUCUGUGGAUCAAGCUGAGAAUAAUGAAUGGGCUCCAUCAAAUGGCACAGAGGCUGAAUAUCCAAAGAAGGACUCAGUUCAUUUACAGAACGGUAAUGGAAAUUUAGCUGGAAACUUCAGUGACCUGGAUUCUUUCAAGUUGUCCAUGUCACACCAGAUACGUGUCAUCGAUUUACUUGGUGAUGACUCAACCAGUAAUGCUGAGGAAAAUUCAUUACGACAGGAAGGCCAUGUCGCAUUCUCAGUCGAAGGUCUUGGACAAGUGGACACAGAAACUCCAGUUCACUCCCCAAAGAUACCUGGAAGAUCCUUUCUGGACUGUUACUCUCCACCAAAAAAGGCAGUGAGAUUACCUAUCACAUCCAAACACUUGGAUUAUGGAUUUCAUGACCUAGGGUCUAGAUUGGAUGUUUUGAUGCACGAUAUUGAUUUUUCGCCAUGUAGCGGUACAAUAGAUCAGUCUUUCGGCACCAGGGACAUGAUAAAUGCAGCUGCCGAUCCAAAGCAGAACUUCUUAAAUUUCAGAGCACCCUCUUCAUACAAUUGGAACUGCUCCAAUAUACAUGGGAUUUUAGAAAAUGACGAACUCUUCUAUAACAAACGAGACAGCAGCAGAAGAAUCUGGGAAGGCCCUAGCUUCUUGGAUGAUGGCUUUGAUGAUCUGGAAGAGCAAGAGUCAUUCUACACAAACUUUGAUGGAAGAGAUGUUGGUUUUGAUGAUUAUUAUCUUCCCAAAAGCCCCUGGAAGCAGGACUUGGAUUUUAAUGGCUGGGAUGUAAAUAAGAAAAGGUCCAGCAUAAGAAGUCCUCAAACAUACAGUGUGAAAGCUUCUGUUAGUAACAACAUAACAUGUCCUCAAAGCCUCUGGAAGCAGGACAUAGAUUUUGAAGCCUGGGACAUAAAUAAGAAAAGGUCCAGCAUAAAAAGGCCUGAAACAUACAAUGCGAAAGAGUCACCUGGUCCCUAUCCGGAACAUCUUACUAUGAAGGAUCUUCAUGGUAUCAGAAUCUCAGAUAAGAGGUGCCAUUCUGAUAUUGAAAUCGGUAAUGAUGUUAAAGAUAACAACUCUGUGACAGAAGACUCGAGAUCGAGGAGUUUGGCAAGCGAAGAAUCUUGCUCUUGCACUGCAGGAAGAGGUGCUUCGAUCAAUAAAUCAUUAUAACUGAAGCUUGACAAAAAACCAAAGUUCAACUGUUCAAGCACAUUUAAUUCGACUUCCAUACUAAACUGGAUGUCAGCCAUCUCCAAACCCGGUGUGUUACAGAAGGGGAAGCAUCCAUCCUUAUACAAUAUCUUUGUAUAUCUUUACCAAUACCAAUUACUACUAUCUAGCAAGACUUCCUAGAAUGCACCUUUCUGAAGACUGAAAUACUCCACUAGUUAUUUAGUUGGUUAUCUGAAGCCAUUAUCUCAACAUAAGAAAAUUAUAUGGAUAAGAUUUAGCAAAAUGCAAUAGUUUCACUUUAUCUAAGGCUGUAAAAUAAUGGCGUAUGGAGAAAGACAGUUCCAUGGAAAGUAGCAAAGUAGUGUUUGCUUCUAUGAAUAAUUGAGCCUUUGAAGUUGCA
Messenger RNA from Salvia hispanica, 2422 nucleotides. RefSeq lists its product as uncharacterized. Lineage: Eukaryota; Viridiplantae; Streptophyta; Magnoliopsida; Lamiales; Lamiaceae. The record is from RefSeq and is a predicted model, not a curated record.